Amaranthus tricolor (Joseph's coat) is the source of this 4443-nucleotide messenger RNA. RefSeq lists its product as uncharacterized. The transcript is spliced from 3 exons. NCBI's taxonomy places the organism in Eukaryota, Viridiplantae, Streptophyta, Magnoliopsida, Caryophyllales, Amaranthaceae. Bases 1277 to 4339 code for a protein of 1020 amino acids. The record is from RefSeq and is a predicted model, not a curated record. Gene Ontology annotation, molecular function: zinc ion binding.
ACGCAGCAGUUAACGAACAAAGAUUCAUCAAUGGCGGUAGAACAGAGAUUCUUCAAGAACACGAAUAUGAAUUUCAAUCCAUCAAAAAAGCCGCAAAAAUUAGGAAAAAGAGUGAAGAGAAAAGACGCAGCAAAAGAGUGAAGAGAUUCAUCAAGAACACGAACUGUCACAUUUGACAAUGGCGGCCGCAAAAUUGAGAUUGAGAAGAAGAAUGCUACGAACAAUGGCAGCAGGCGCAACAACUUCAGGAAGGAGGAGUGAAGAGAAGAGACGAGAACUUGAGGGGGAGGCGCAGCAGCAGUAGUGUACUAGGGUUUGAGAGGAGAGGGUGAUGAAUGAAGGUGGAAUGGAAUGGGAAAGUGUAGGGGGGUGGGGAAUCAGGGUAUAAUAGUUUGGGGUAAACCCAAAACUAAAAUGGGGGAAAGGGAAUGAUAGAAUGGGGCAAACAAAGAACAACAAAGGGAAUGGGGUAUUUCCAUUCCCUUUCCCUUUGAUCAUUAACCCCAACCAAACACCCCCUUAGAGAAUUAAAUCAUGUAGUUUUCACGGGUUACCAGUAGUGGUGAAGCCACAUGGUCAACAGGGGUCCUAGCCCCACAACCUACUUUCAUAGUGUAUUUUACGACCUAUUAUUUAAGUUUUAUUUUAUUGUUUUGCUUCAUAUUUUUCCAAAUAUUGCUAAAAUUGCUUUAUAUCUAAGGAGAUUAUAUAUUGUUGAUAUUGUUUUAUAUUUUUCAGCUCCUUAAUUUUCAUUUUCUCUUUUCUACCCGGUUCGUCUUAUAUGAGACUAUUUCAAUAUCAGAUGGAUCCAUAUGAUAAGUCUAUUUUUAUAAUUGGUCAUUUAAAAAUUAUAAGUGAUUACUUUAACACACUAAAUUUAUAUGAGUCAACUCAAUAAAAAUGAUCUCACCAUGACACAGUCUCAUUUAAAAUUUUUGAUAUAGUAAACAUUUUCAAUAAGGCCAUCAUUUAAAAAAAUUGGGAAAUUAUCAAUGGUGCCCUUGUAGUUUUGUAAAAUUACAUUGGUACCCAACUGCAUUUCAGUGGUACCCCCCAAUUAUAUGGUAAUUAAAACCGUGACAUUAAUGAUGUUUUUUCCGUUAACUGUCAUUAAAUACCAACCAUGGUUUGUCUGUGAUUCAUUUGCUUACCUCUUCGUUUUCCCUCCUAACCCGUACUUGCUUCACUCUGUGUUCAUCAUCAUCUCCCUCCGUUGAUCACGCCAUUGUUGAAGCUGCAUUUUUCUCAUUCCUACUUUCGUUGACGUUUAUUGUAAAUGGAUGAUAGUGUGGUGUUGAAAUUUUUGUACAAGGGUACAGAGACAGAAGUUUUUGUUGAUGAUGUCGACCUAGUUAACAUGCUAGACAUGAUUAUUGAUUAUUGGGAUAAGGCUGAGAGGGAGGAACAUUUGACCCCUGAACAUCCCAGUUUUAGUUAUGUAUACAAAAAGAAGCAUGUUGAACUAGUUGAUGAUAAAGCAUUGCUGGAGAUGUUCAGUAGAAAUAUGGGCAAGGACAGUAUUUGCAUCCAUGUAGGGGAUUCUAAACCUAAUGCCCUGUUAGAUAAUGCUAGGAGGCUUAGGGAAACCUUAAAGGAGAAUGCACAGAAGAAAGAGGUGAGAUCCAAUGAAAUCCCUGCACAACUUGUUGAUGAAGAUGAUGAUGAUGUUGUUUUGAUAAUUCCAACCCCAAGUCAACCUUUUGAGGAGCCGCCUGUGGUGAGUGUUGAGGAUGAUGUGGACCCCAUUCCAACUCCUGUUAUACCUGAGAAAAAACCUGUUGAUGAUGUGCCCUAUGAGGAGGAACCUGUACUUGAAAAGGAACAUGUUGUUGAAGAUGAUAUGGAUCUUGAUAGUGAUUUUGAUAUAGAAGUGUACCUCAUUCCAACCCCACUACAGAUUGUGAAGCCCAAGGGCUUGAAACCACCAAAGACUGAGUUUAGGCCCAAGUUGCCUGUUUUGAGAAGGAGUAGAAGACAUGCUGAGAUAAACCCACCAUCCCCUGGCAACAUCAAUGAUGUUAUCAUUGAAAAUGCCGAGUUACUGAAUGAGAUAAACCAAGGUGAUGAAUUUACUCAUGAAGCGAAUGAUGAUGUUGAUGUGGAGGGUUCUACAGCACAGACAACACAAAAGAAGACAUUAAACAAAUCUCCAAACAAAACCCCAAAGACCAGUGCUAAGAAGACCUUAAGCAAAUCCCCAAAGAAAAAAAUCCCAAAGACCACUAUGAGAAGAAAGGGAAUUAAGAAGACAGUUAUUAGAAAGUAUGUAAGAUUGAUGCAACAGAACAAGGAGGCUGCUGCUACAUCUAGAACAAAAUCAUUGGUCAGUGAGAGUGAUGAUGAAUCUUUGGUUGAUAGUUCUGAGAGUGAUACUGUGUCUUUGGUUCAUAGUGAUAAAGAGGCUGAGGUAGAGGAUGUUGAUGCAGAUAAUUUUGAUCCAUUUGAAGGACCAAUUUGGGAUGAUGACUUUGAUAAUUAUUUGACUAAGUUGUAUAAGAAUGGGGAGUUGUACAAGGACAAAGGUUUUGGGAAUAUUGUCAUUAAGGAGUGGCAAUUGUUUACAGAUAAGCAACAUUUGAGGGAUGUUAUUAGGGAUUAUUGCAUACAAUCUGGUUUUUCAGUGAUUGUUGAUAAAGCAGAUAGAGUUAGAUACACAAUUAGUUGUAGUGAAGCAAAAUGUGAGUGGCGGUUGCAUGCUUCUAGGCUGCUUGAUGGUGUCACAUGGGCUAUCAAGAAAAUUCAAAAUGCUGAACACACAUGCUUGGGGUUAGAGACCAAAAACCCUAUGGUAAUAGUGAAGUGGGCAUGCCAUGCCUUACUUGAGGACAUAAGGGCUAAUAAUGAUAUACCAGGUAAGGCCUUGAAUGAGCUCUUGUGGUCCAGAUAUGGUGUUGAGAUGCCACAACCAAGCUUGUAUAGGGUGAGGAACUUGGCCUUGAGUAUCAUUCAUGGUGGCCAUGAUACAUCAUACAGCGCAUUGCCAUCUUACUGUGAUGUUAUCAAAUCAACAAACGAGGGUUCAUUUGCAAAUUGUGCUUGGUAUCCCCCUACACAUCCUGAUAGACCAUUAGUGUUUAUGAGCAUUUUUGUAUCAUUCAAGGCAUCUUUGGAGGGCCUUUUUUCUAGUUGUAGAAGUGUUAUUGGAGUGGAUGGGGCUCAUUUAAAGGGUAAUUAUAGUGGGGUUUUGUUAUCUGCAAUUGCCCUUGAUGGCAACAAUGAAAUGUUUCCAGUGGCAUGGGGUAUUGUCUCAUGUGAGGAUGAAGAGAGUUGGAAGUUUUUCAUUUGGCAUCUUAAGCAUGUACUGGAACCAAGUAAAAGAGGCGACAAUUGGUGCAUAAUAUCUGACAGACAGAAGGGAAUUGAGAAGGCUCUAACUGAUUUGUGGCCUAAGGUGCAAAGAAGGUAUUGUUGCAGACACCUUAGUGCCAACUGGAAGAAGUCUUUUCAUGGGCCUAAGUUAUGGCAAUUGUAUUGGCUAGCAUGUGGGGCCUUCUCACCCUUCACAUUUGCAAAGGCCAUGACUGAGAUUGAAAAAAACAACCCUGCUGCAAGGAUAUGGCUUGCUAAUUUGGGUCCACAGGAGAGAUGGACAAAACAUAGAUUUGACCCUGAAUUGAAGUGUGAUGUUAACACAACAAAUUUUGUGGAAAGCUUUAAUGCCACUCUAGGAACUGACAGGUGCAAGCCAGUGUUAAGUUUGUUAGAGGGAAUUAGGAGAGUAACAAUGGUUAGGUUAGCAACAAGGAGGCAAAAGUGCGAAGAAUGGGAGAGGCUGUGUCCAAAUAUUGCUAAGAGAGUUCAAGUAUUGUGCAAUGAGAGUAGCUCUUGCAGGGCUUUCAUGUCUAGUCCAGGUGAGUAUGAGGUGGUGGAGGGCAAAUCAACUGUGGCUAUCAGUUUAAACCAACGCACAUGCCAUUGCAAUGUCUGGCAACUCACUGGGAUACCAUGUAGGCAUGCAAUGAGAGCGAUACUUCAUGAAGGUCUUGAUCCACAAUCCUUGGUUGAUGAUUGGUAUUCAGUAGAGAAAUAUAAGUUGACCUAUCAUCACAGCAUUGAACCUAUCCCUGAUCAGGGUAAGUGGCCAGCAACUGAACACCCUGCAAUACUACCUCCUGUGCUGAAAAGAGGUGUUGGUAGGCCUUGUAGGAAUCGAAAGAGAGGUGAUGAUGAAGAGAGGAAGGCAAAGAGGAGCAAGACAAUUAAAUGUGGGAAGUGUGGGGAUUUUGGUCACAACAAGUCCAGCUGCAAGGGAGGGGCAACAAAAAAACAGAAGGCAGCAGCAACAAAGACUAAUGAUUCUUCAAGUUUGAAGUGCAAGGGAAAGAGCAAAGCAAAAUGAUUAGUAUUUGUGUAAUGUAAUUACUUAACUUCUGACUUCUUAUGGAUGAACAACUACAUUAAUCCUAUUUUGUAUACCUAAUUGAUGAAUAGUUGAUUAAUCCU